Molecule: messenger RNA, 6101 nt
Organism: Danio rerio (zebrafish)
Lineage: Eukaryota; Metazoa; Chordata; Actinopteri; Cypriniformes; Danionidae
Source: RefSeq, a predicted model, not a curated record
GAUGCGUAAAGGAAAGAAAGAAGUUUUCAUGUGUCAAGAAGCACUUUCAUUUACUCACUCACUCACACCACGUUCACACACGAUAAAGGAUGCCUUUGUUAGAUGCCUGUGCACACUCAUUCAAAGUAAAGGGAUUACCUGUGUAAUAGAGGGAAAUAUCUCUCGGAUGUCGUUUGGUCUGCAGUGACGCUGAAACAAUCAAUCAGACGGGCAGCUGUAGCAGUGACUCAGUAUCAUGGAGGCGAGCAGCAGGACUGCAGCAGCGACAAACGCCAGAGCUUCAACACCUCCGACAGACGCAAGCACUCAUGAUCCCAGUGAAGGGCCCCACCCAGAGGAGGAUGAGGGGGAGGAAGACAGGAGCUUGCAGCCAGCAGAGACUGCAGGCUGGGAGGACGCCAUUGCUGUUAUGGCACGAGGUGCGCCAACGGUCCCUGAACUGCCUGCCGAGUCUUCUCUACGCUCAUGUGUCAGUACGGCCAGCAUGAAGGUCAAGAACGUCAAAAAACUGUCCCUCACCAAACGCCAUUUUCCCAAGCUGGCAGAAUGUGCCCACUUUCAUUAUGAGAAUGUUGACUUUGGCUCCGUGCAGCUGUCUUUAACUGAUGAACAGAAUGACCUCACAAACAAUGGCCUGGACUCAAAAGAGUCGGUGUAUCUGAUCCAGAUCUGUUGCCAGGGUCGUAAGUGGACAGUGAGGCGUUCUUAUGAAGAGUUUCGUGUCCUUGACAAGCACCUGCACCUCUGUAUUUAUGAUAGAAGAUUCUCUCAGCUCCCUGAACUGCCCCGAAUAGACAGCCUGAAGGACAAAACUGGGACACUUUCCCAAAUGCUUACUGCGUAUAUUUCCCGUUUGUCAGCCAUCGCUGAUAAUAAGAUCAACUGUGGACCAGCACUCACAUGGAUGGAGAUUGAUAACAAAGGAAACCACCUGCUGGUUAAUGAUGAAUCCUCUAUUAAUGUUCCUGCUGUUGCUGCGGCUCACGUAAUAAAACGCUACAUUGCUCAAGCAGCAGAUGAACUCUCUUUUGAGGUUGGAGAUAUAGUGUCAGUGAUUGAUAUGCCUCCUAAAGAAGACACCGGCUGGUGGAGGGGCAAACAUGGUUUUCAAGUGGGAUUUUUUCCGUCUGAAUGUGUGGAAUUAAUUAGUGAGAAAAUCCCCUCCAACGUGACCAGCUCAUUGGCCAAACCAGUGUCUAAGAAGCAUGGCAAGCUGAUCACUUUUCUGCGCACGUUCAUGAAGUCCCGUCCCACCAAGCAGAAGCUAAAACAGAGAGGGAUCCUGAAGGAAAGAGUUUUCGGCUGUGACCUUGGAGAACAUUUGCUGAACUCAGGCCAUGAUGUUCCUCAGGUCAUCAGAAGCUGCACUGAGUUCAUUGAGAGACAUGGAGUUGUGGAUGGGAUUUACCGCUUGUCUGGAAUCUCCUCUAACAUUCAGAAACUGAGGCAUGAGUUUGACUCGGAACAUGUCCCAGAUCUCACUAAAGACACUUACGUCCAGGACAUCCAUUCAGUGGGAUCUCUGUGCAAACUUUACUUCCGGGAGCUUCCCAACCCUCUGCUGACCUACCAGCUUUAUGAGAAAUUUUCAGAUGCUGUAUCUGCAGCCACUGAUGACGAGAGGCUGGUCAAAGUCCAUGACGUGAUUCAGCAGCUGCCGCCGCCUCACUACAGGACUCUCGAGUUUCUCAUGAGACAUUUAUCUCGAAUGGGAACGUACAGCAAUGUGACCAAUAUGCACUGCAAAAACCUUGCCAUUGUUUGGGCUCCAAAUCUUCUCAGGUCUAAACAGAUCGAGUCAGCAUGUUUCAGUGGUACCUCUGCUUUCAUGGAAGUGCGGGUUCAGUCAGUGGUUGUGGAGUUCAUCCUUAAUCACGUCGAUGUUCUGUUCAGUCCCAAACUCAGCACUCUGAUCCGCCACAGCACAGGCCACACUACUUUAGCUCGACCUAAGUCUCUACUAGUGAGUUCUCCAUCUACCAAACUGCUUUCUCUGGAAGAAGCCCAGGCUCGAACUCAAGCCCAGCUGAACUCUCCUGUGUCACCUGAUAGCAAGUAUAUCGAUGUGGGAGAAGGGCCUGCCGCCCUGCAGGGCAAGUUCCACACGGUCAUAGACUUCCCAUCUGAAAGGAAGAAGGGCUCAACCAAAGGAAAGAAAUCUCCUGUGGGAAACUGGCUUUCCUUCUUUAAUAUGGGAAAGUCGUCAGCUUCAGCCAAGCCCAAACUGCACCGUCAUCCCAGCGAGCCCAAUGACAUGAAAACCACUCCUCUUCCAGGUGGAAGAGGAGACACUGGGACUCUACGUUCUGCUAAAAGUGAAGAAUCUCUGUCCUCUUCACAUAACUUUGAGGGUGGAUCAAAUAUUUACCGUCCACGUCGGCCGCUUUCCACCAGUGAUGCUUUAUCACUCUCCUUCAAUGAGGAGCUUCUAGACAGCAGACUGACUGGAGACUCUCGGUCCAGUCUCAAAGACCAUAGGAAAGACACUUCUUCUUCUUCUUGUGUGCCAGCUCUUAUAUCUCCACCCCAUCCUUCAGCAGACGCUGAGUUUAUAGGUAUAUCCUCCUUAGACAUAGACCCAUUGGCAUUUCAGUCAGCACGGUUGGUUGAGCAGGAAAAUAAGAAAAAAGGCAGUCGCAAGAAGGCAGGAGGCAAAAACCAUGAGUUAGAGCCUUCCAACAAAGUCACAAGUCCUUCACAACCUCCUGAUCUCAUUCCACUGCGUGCAGAAGAUUCAAAACACAGACCCUCUGAACUGCCACUCUCCUCAACUAAUCUAGAUGUAGGCUUCUCUAAGACCGGCCAAAUGGGCACCUCAAGGAGUUCAGUACCAAAAAGCAGUACUGUGUCCUGUCCUUCUGACAUUGUGUCCCUCAUGAAAAAGCCCAGCGUGUCUAUGAAAGCUGGAGAAGGCCAUCAGCGAUCUGCGAGCUUCUGCAAAACUGAAAGUAAAUCUGCAGAUGUAAAGCAGCACAGAAGAGCAGACUCAGGUGCAGUGACAUUUGAAUGCACGCCUGGUUUGGUGAGGUCUGUAUCUCUCAUAACUCCCCAGCCUGCAGUAAAAAGUGCUGCCCGUAUGUUAGCUCUAGCGCUAGCCGAAUCCGCCCAGCAGGCAACUCGACUCAGCAAACGUGGGAGCUCUGAACCUCCCACACCUAUUUCUCCAAUUCAUCAUAAAAACCCACUCUUCACACUCCAAUUUCCUCCUCCCGUACAAACGUCUUCUGAUAGAGAGGAGCGGUAUGCGUCUAACAGGGCUUUCCCGGAUCCAUCAAGCACUAUGUCUACUGAGAGUCACACUGAUGCCGGCAGCCUACGCAGCACCUGCGCCUGUCAUGGCAGUGAGAGCGGACUCAGCUUCUCUGAUGGUUGUGAUGCACCAGCUGGUGGCCAGUGCACCCAUGUGCCCUCUCAGGGUUUCUCUCCUCGCACAGAUCCAGAGAUUCAGCUGGUUCAAGAAACCCAAACAACUCUGAGAGAUAAUAUCCGUCAUGUUGGAGUUGGUACAGAUGGAGGUGGAUCAAGCCUUGAUGCUGAGAUGGAGGUACGUGGAAGUUUACAGACGACACUCUCUGAAAGAUACUCUUCCUUGGAUAGUCCUUCAGCCAUUGAUGCACUCCACAACAAGCAGGCUGCUAAUGCUGCUAACUUCCGAGCCAUAUUGGCGGAAACAGCCAUGCCUGCUUCAGUACAAGAAGUUCUUCCACAAGCAUCAAGUACUCCACCGAGUGUGUUGUAUCAGUACAAACCCAGAGAGCAAAGGUCUGCUUACUCCCAACACUCCCAACAAUGGUCAAGUUCGGAUGGGCAAAGCACAUCUUAUUAUCAGGUUGACGAUGGGCGUCCACAUCCUAGAGUUCUCUCAAGAAGCUACUGCAAUACCCUUGCUCCACGAUCCCUACAUCAGUCUAUUAAGUAUAAAGGUCAACGGGAAGACUACUCCUCAGUUGGUGUCUAUAGACAUGGAGGACCAAGGUAUCCACCGUUGGAUGGAGCCUCCGUCUACCCAACUAUCCGCAGGGUGCGCUCUAUGCACACUCCACCUGAGGACAAAUUUUUCUUCCUUCAACGGCAAGGAAGCCAAAGCAAACCUUACCAAAAUCCACCACCAUCAGACAUCCAGCAUGUGCGGCCUUACUUUGAAGAUGGGAAAGUUCGGUAUAGGUACAGCCCCUAUUCAGAGGCUCGCUACAAUCAAUACCGAGAGAACAGUGGGUACACUCUGUCUUACACACUCAACAAACUGCCUUCUCGCUCAUCAAAGGUGAUGGCCACUUCCGAAAACUACCACAAGCCUCUACGCAACCUCCCUUUGAACAAUGAGUCUGACUUCAUGACCAGAGAUGCUGGUUUUCUGCCAAGAAAGAAGAACCCUUCUUUCUAUGAGGCUUUUAAUUCUGGUUUAUCUGAUCGACAUUUCAGUCAGUCCAUUAGGCAGGAAAAUGCAGCCAAGGAAAGGCCGUUGGGUCCGGUUGUGGCCCAGCCCCAUCUUGUAAGAUGCGAUCGUCAAUGCCAAGAAACAAUGCACACCAGGAGCAGGUCAAACUCUGGGAAGGAGAUGCUGAUUUCAACUGAAGGGGCUGAUGGGAAAUACAGGGUCACGAUGGUAUCCCAUUACUCCCCAGAGCACCCACUUUCUGAGCCUGAUAUGCCUGUGCCCUCAAAGUCAGACAGGCAUGACAGCGGGCAGGGAGCCAAAUCGGCUCUUAUAAUGAAGCAGAGUCGGUCCAUGCACAACUAUCCUCAACACAGGCUUGAGUCCACAGCACUGCCACACAAUCUGACCCUGCAUAAGGAAUACAGCUGCCCUGACUUCAAACACACCGGGUCCAGCGAUAGCUUCGGUGUCACACACCGCAACCAGGACAGGCUUAUAUAUAAGACUCUCAGCAAUCCUAAAGAGGACUACCAGUACAUUCAGGCAAUGAGCAGAGAACCGCAGAGGUCUAAGAGAUCGCAGAGUGUAAAAAAUCGCAAUCCACCUGGUCAAGCCAAAAUGACUCUGGAGCGGGAUCACAGACUGCCUUUCUCCUCCCAUAGCAGGACAAGAACUCGUAGUAUGUAUGUGCCAUCUCGCUCAGACUAUUCUGAAAGCUAUGUUUCAGCACAUCCGAAAGUUCCUAAGAGUAGCCGAGCAAGUUCUGGUGUUUUCCCAAACUACGGCUGCAUGCCGCUUUAUAGUAACAGACUGUAUUCCACAGCUGUGGGCCACGCAGGAUUUCACCAGACAGAGCUCAGGCCUGAGAUGCAAAUUUAUGCUGAUUAAGAGAUUUCUAUAUUUAAAAAUAAAUAAAUAAAUAAAUAAAUACCAAAAUAAAUCAAUAAAUAAGAAAUAUAUGACCUCUGCAGGGCAGUGGUUUUCUAUUGUUAAUCCGAUAAAAAAAUAAUAUUUAAAAGAUUUAAAAUGUUUUAAUUGUUCACUAAAUGGUGUCUUUCACUGCAUACAUACAGUUUCAAAUGACUUAAGCUAACACUGCGUAUUUAGGAUAUCACUUAAAUUAUGGUAAUGGGUUACCGUGGCUUUAUUGCUACUUUGAUUUAUUAAAGUGUGUUGUGUAAAAUUUGUCAUUUUGUUACUGUAAUAGAGGUCACAGGUUUCAAAGUGAAUACAAAUAUGAUCUUUAAUAAAAGAGAAAAUGGUUUAUACAGUAGGAGCCACUGCCUUGUGUUUCUGGGUGAGUGUAGUUUUUUUAUGUAUGGCCAUGACUGUGGAAUAAAACAGUUAUAUAUGUCAAAGACAUCAGCAUAUACUCUAUGGUCUGACUUAAACUAUGAAAGGUCAUAGUCUCAGCCACUUCCCCCAGACAUUAUCCCCUAUGCAUUUUAUAAUCAUGCACUUUAUAGUUGGUCUGUGUUUUAUGUAACAACAGGCACUUUAGACAUGACCACAUUUUUUUUAUUUCUUUGUGUUCGAUUUAAAGAUGUGGGGGAGCACUCAUCUAAACCGUUAGUUCAAUUAAGUGGUAAUCAUUACAUGAUUACAUAAGGAAUAAAGUGUUCAUCAAAAUGUACUGUUCUCUUUUUUCAGUUGAUUUAUAAGACAAUUGUUAUGUGUUCACGUUGCUUUACUCCUAUUAAAGUUAGUUUGUUCAAAAUCAUGA